CUGACUUGUCUGUUCUUGUUGUUAGAGCCAUCAAACAGCGAAGGGGCCAGCAAAGUCAGCCUCCUGAAGAAAGUGCCAGCCCUGAAGGAUGGAGACUUCACCCUAGCAGAAUGCACUGCUAUCCUCCUGUACCUGAGUCGGAAGUACAACACUCCUGACCACUGGUACCCAUCAGACAUACAAAAACGGGCGCAGGUAGAUGAAUACCUCUCAUGGCAUCAUGCUAACAUCCGGGCUAAUGCUCCUAAGACCAUGUGGAUCAAGGUGCUGAUUCCCCUUUUCACCGGGCAGCCGCUGCCUGCGGAGAAGCUUCAGGAGGUUAUGGAGGGGCUGUGCACUUCGCUGAAGCAAUUUGAGGAGAGGUUUCUGCAGGACAAGGCUUUCAUCGUCGGCAGCGAGAUUUCUCUCGCGGAUCUUGUGGCCAUUGUGGAGCUGAUGCAACCUGUCGGAGUCGGUUGUGACAUCUUUGAGGACAGACCUAGGCUGAUGGAGUGGCGCAGGCGGGUGGAGGAAGCUGUGGGGAAAGAGCUUUUCUUCCAAGCCCAUGAGAUGAUCCUGAAUAUCAAAGAACUGAGCAACAUUCAAAUCGAUCCACAGCUGAAAGAGCACCUGGCACCUGUGUUGAUGAAGAUGUUGAAAUGAAUUAAGCUAUGUUACCAUUUUUCCUGCCCUCCUUUUUUUAACCUCCUCCCUGAUCUCCAGUUCUAUAUGUAACUGGAAAGAGCUCUCUAACUCUUACGUAGAAAUUGCAGGACCCCCCAACCCUUUCCUGAAUCUUUGAGGGUAGAAGAAGGGGAAGUUUUGAGACCCGAAACAUUACAUUUAUACACAAGGCUGAGGCCCUAUGGGUCAUUUAAUAUGUGCACUUGAGUUUUAUUUUAAAGUGUCAGUAUUCUCAGAGUUGGUGGAGACAUGAGUGCUACUUCCUGACAAAAUCUGAGCCAGCCUGUGAACUGGGAACAUCAGAGAACUGUGGAGGGUGAGGAUCCUUGCUUUCCCGUGUUUUGUAACACCGGCUGCUUGAAGUUCUUCGCAAGCGGCAAGCACUGCAACACGUGCCCAAUCCUCACCUUCCCAGCAGCUCUGUGCACAGAUAAUUCCAGAGCAAAACUACAGCGGGCCACAGAAGUGAGAAAAGACAUUGAAUUUUUCUUUGGAAACUUUCUUAUUGCUGGGGCUUCUUGCUUGGCUGUCCGAGUACAUUCCACAGUUCUUCAGUUUGCCUUUAGGCUCCUGUGAAAAGUUUCUUCAUAUUCAUCUGCAACUGUGAUUCUUUUCCCUGUAAUUAUUCAGUUUAACCACGACUCUCCACUUUUGAAAGCCUGGCUUUCAUUGGCACUUGGUCUAACGGUAGACAUGUGGUAGGGGAAAUUCCUGGAGAUUUGUGUAGUAAAGACCAAAGCGAAUACAAAAAAACUGAGUGGCCACAGCCCUCAAACAAUUGCCUACCUAAAAUACUCUGUUGAUCUAAUAUAGGGAAUACACUGAAAGAAUGCAUUCACAAUGAUUUCUUGAAAGAGAAUAUGAUAGCUAUCAAAAUGUUUUUUUCUGUGGUAAUAGUAUAAUAGCAACCCACAUUCCUCCUAGGAAACGCAGAGGAGGGAGAAAUCUAGACAUGCUCUUCUGAGACUGUUUUGGAUGGAAGCUCACUGAGUAAGUCACCCUAUGCGACUGAAGUAAUAAGAGAGAUUUUGUGGCAUUGAGUAACAUGCAUCACAAUAAAAGGGCAGAGAGUUAU
Molecule: messenger RNA, 1738 nt
Organism: Struthio camelus australis
Lineage: Eukaryota; Metazoa; Chordata; Aves; Struthioniformes; Struthionidae
Source: RefSeq, a predicted model, not a curated record